Messenger RNA from Neurospora tetraspora, 1245 nucleotides. RefSeq lists its product as uncharacterized. Bases 155 to 1084 code for a protein of 309 amino acids. Gene Ontology annotation, molecular function: metal ion binding. The record is from RefSeq and is a predicted model, not a curated record. NCBI's taxonomy places the organism in Eukaryota, Fungi, Ascomycota, Sordariomycetes, Sordariales, Sordariaceae. The transcript has 2 exons.
UACCUUAAAGCAAUAAGCUUCUCCACAUCAACCUUUAAUCGCUCUUGAGACGUCUUCAACUUCGUCUCUUGCGACUUCCCAUUCUGUCUACUACGACAAUUCAACAAGCCGCACGUGCCAACCAUCCAUCCCCGCGCUCCCGACCGCCACAGAAAUGGCUACCGAAUUCGUGAUGCCUCGGUUCCCCAACAACCAGCAACAACCUCAUUUCCAGCAAACAUAUCGUGGGUUUCACAAUAACCCGAGUAUGAAUCGCCAACAGCCGCCGCCUCAGCAAGUGAGCACGGGUGCUCCUUAUCAGCCAUCGGCCCAGUACAACGGCAACGGCAACGGCAACAGCCAACAAAUUUCACCUCUCAGUACGUCUGGGAAUGUUUCGCCAACCUCCCCAAAGACCCUCACUCGUCAAAUCCGUCCGCUGUAUAUGCCGGCUGCCCUCAGGCCGAACCAGUACGCAUCCAAGCCGCCGACAUCGAGGCCCAGCUCCAAAGACGAGGAGAUCGAGGAGGAGCGCAAGUUGAAACCAAACACCAGCUACAUCGGACGGGGUGCUUUGGGGCGGUUGAGCAGGAGAAACACCGGAGAUAGCGGCAUGGGCAUGUGCAUCGACCCCAACGUGAAUCUGGAUCAUUAUCCCCAGCCGACUGGGGUGCCGACGCGGAAGCACUGGAAGCCCGACGCAGAGUCUACGGUAUGCGAUGAUGCCAGGUGCAAGAAGAACUUCAACUACUUCACCCGCCGCCACCACUGUCGCAGAUGCGGAAACAUCUUCUGCGACGUCCACAGCGCAUUCGAGAUCCCCUUGGACCAAGAUGCGAACUACAACCCCCGGGGAACUCCGAGCCGCGCUUGCCAGCAUUGCUAUUCCCAAUUUAAGGAGUGGCGAAGCCGGGCCAACAGCCAGUCGUCGACCAGCGGUUCGUCUAUCUCGGAUGGCAAGACGACCAGCUCUGAGCCGGGCAGCCCGGUUCUUGCUUCUCCCAUAAUCCCCACGGGGAUCAAGAUGGGAUUCAACCUGGGAUUACCGAGCAUGCCCGAGGUGGCCCACAGCGUUCCUAGGGACUGGAACUGGAGCACAUUCUGAAGGCAUGAUCGGCCUUUGUUAAAGUCUUUGUCUACAGAGAGAGGGACCUCUUUCUUGCACUCUGCGAUCCAGCUGGAUUGCUAGCUUUCGGAUCGAUCGCGCAGAGUAUGUGUGCAUUUACUACUCGGGUCGAAUCGCACCGGAGACGCGGAGUUGAGUGG